Messenger RNA from Eruca vesicaria subsp. sativa (arugula), 753 nucleotides. Lineage: Eukaryota; Viridiplantae; Streptophyta; Magnoliopsida; Brassicales; Brassicaceae. The record is from the annotation of a GenBank genome assembly.
AUGCGUCGUUCUGCUGCAUCGAAGAAGAAAUCGGAUUCAAUCACAUCUUCCACCACGGAUCUCUUUCGCUCAGCUUCGAGUAAGGCGACGACUAAAGAGAUGGAUCGAAUUGAUCAUUUGUUUCAUCAGUAUGCUAAUACUUCUUCCAACCUCAUUGACCCUGAAGGCAUAGAAGAACUGUGCUCCAAUUUGGAAGUGCCUCAUACUGAUAUCAGAAUCUUGAUGCUUGCUUGGAAAAUGAAAGCUGAAAAACAAGGCUACUUUACACAGGAGGAGUGGAGAAGAGGUCUUAAGGCUCUAAGAGCUGAUACACUCAAUAAGCUUAAGAAAGCCCUUCCCGAGCUUGAGAAAGAGGUCAGGAGGCAAUCAAAUUUUGCAGAUUUCUAUGCAUAUGCCUUCCGCUAUUGCUUAACAGGUAUAAUAUUAAACUUCAGCUUCUGCAUUAGAUAUUUGUAUUUCACAUGUUUGUUUACUGUUAAUGCAGAGGAAAAGCAGAAGAGCAUAGACAUAGAGACUAUAUGUCAACUCCUGGAGAUUGUCAUGGGAUCUACAUUCCGUGCCCAGGUUGACUACUUUGUCGAGUAUUUAAAGAUCCAAAACGACUACAAAGUCAUAAACAUGGAUCAGUGGAUGGGCUUUUACAGGUUCUGCAAUGAGAUAAGUUUCCCGGAGAUGACGGAAUACAAUCCAGAGCUUGCAUGGCCAUUGGUUCUCGACAAUUUUGUUGAGUGGAUUCGUGAAAAACAAGCCUGA